AUGGGAAGCAACCAGUCAUGGGUCACAGAAUUCACGUUGGUAGGAUUCCAGCUCAGUGCACAGAUGGAAAUGCUUCUCUUCUGCAUCUUCUCCCUGUUCUUUGCCUUCACCCUGCUGGGGAAUGGGGUGAUCCUGGGGCUCAUCUGUCUGGACUUAAGACUACACACCCCCAGGUACUUCUUCCUCUCACACCUGGCCAUCAUUGACAUCUCCUAUGCUUCCAAUAAUGUCCCCAAGAUGUUGGCAAACUUAACUUUUUUGUAUUUGGCUUUUGCUGCUACAGAGUGCCUGAUUUUGGUGGUGAUGUCCUACGAUCGGUUUGUCGCGAUCUGCCACCCCCUCCGUUACACUGUCAUCAUGAGCUGGAGAGUGUGCUCGGUCCUGGCUGCCACUUGCUGGUCAUGUGGAUUUAUUCUGGCUCUGGUACAUGCAAUUCUCCUUCUAAGGCUGCCUUUCUGUGGCCCUCAGGAAGUGAACCACCUCUUCUGUGAAAUUCUGUCUGUCCUCAAAUUGGCCUGUGUUGACACGUGGAUCAACCAAGUGGUUAUCCUUGCUGCCUGUAUGUUUGUCUUGGUUGGCCCCCUGUGCUUAACGCUAGUCUCCUACACACGCAUCCUCUGGGCCAUCCUAAAGAUCCAGUCAAGGGAGGGCCGCGUAAAGGCCUUCUCCACCUGCUCCUCCCUCCUCUGUGUGGUUGGACUCUUCUUUGGCAUAGCCAUGGUAGUUUAUAUGGUCCCAGACUCCAGUCAGCGGGAAGAGCAGGAGAAAGCACUGUCCCUGUUUCACAGUCUCUUUAAUCCAGUGCUGAACCCUCUCAUCUACAGCCUGAGGAACGCUCAGGUGAAGGGAGCCUUGUGCAGAGCACUGCAGAGGAGGUCCAUGCAAGGGACAUGCAGUGUUGUUAGAUGGGGUGUUUUCUCUUAA
Messenger RNA from Camelus dromedarius (Arabian camel), 924 nucleotides. Its product is annotated as olfactory receptor 2A2. The coding region runs from base 1 to 924 and encodes 307 amino acids. Lineage: Eukaryota; Metazoa; Chordata; Mammalia; Artiodactyla; Camelidae. Gene Ontology annotation, cellular component: plasma membrane. The transcript is spliced from 2 exons. The record is from RefSeq and is a predicted model, not a curated record. Gene Ontology annotation, molecular function: olfactory receptor activity; G protein-coupled receptor activity. Gene Ontology annotation, biological process: G protein-coupled receptor signaling pathway; detection of chemical stimulus involved in sensory perception of smell.